Molecule: messenger RNA, 684 nt
Organism: Cantharellus anzutake
Lineage: Eukaryota; Fungi; Basidiomycota; Agaricomycetes; Cantharellales; Hydnaceae
Exons: 4
Coding region: 132-533 (133 amino acids)
Source: RefSeq, a predicted model, not a curated record
GAGUUGUUCGAGGAAGGGUCUUCUUCGAAUGUUGUUGUUGGAGAUGUUGGAAGGAGAAGGAGAAGGAAAGGUUUAAGGUUCCGUUUGGAUCUUCGAGCUCGUCGAGCGCUUCGAAGGGGAAGGAGAAAGAGAUGGAUAAUAGGGACAAGGACAAGGAUAAGAGUGGGAAUGGGAAAGCGAAGAUGAAUAAGCAAGUUUUGUUCAGUACGACGUCGUCUGUGUCCAGAGUGCCAGUCGCGGUUGGUGGAGUGGAGGAUGAGGGGAGGGAGAAGGUCGUCGGUGUGAGUGGAUUGAGAACGUAUGAACAUAAGGCUGUGGUUCAGAUUCCGGAGAAGAAGAGUGCGUCUCAUUGGGGUGUGGGGAGUACGAUGAGGACUGGAACGGUUUGUGUCAAGUUUGUAUUGAGUGCCAAGAUCACGUUCACCUCGAAUCGAGGGAGUUCGGAAGUGGUUAAAUUACCUGAACAGGAAUUUGUCGUGGCGUCCGUGGAUGAAGCGGAACGUCAACGUGUGAUCGCGCAGUGGUUCCAUUAGUUUUAGAAGACCUUUCACUUCGCCUGGUGUGGUCACACCACAGCUCCCUCCUUCGUCGUUUCCGUCCCCUUCUAGUGCAGUGCUUGAGGCUGCUAGGAAGAGGUUAUCUCAUAAUCUACCUUCUUCUUCGUAUAAGAAGCUAGCAUCAUCU